This is a messenger RNA of Paramecium sonneborni, 334 nucleotides long. Lineage: Eukaryota; Ciliophora; Oligohymenophorea; Peniculida; Parameciidae. The record is from the annotation of a GenBank genome assembly.
AUGAAAGAAAGUAAUUAGAGUGAGAUUUAGCUGCUGAUGAAUAUAAAAGAUAAGUAUUAAAUAAAAUAAUAUAUUUUAGAUUCUAUUAAAUUAAAAUAAUGAGGGAUUUUUUUAUUUAAAUGUAAAUUUUAUGAUGAAUCAUAUUAGAACAUAUCCUCAUAUUUUAGGAUAACCAGCUAAAAGCAACGAGGUAUGAAUUCUCUUAAAGAAUAUAUUAAUGAAAAAUUUAAUGUAAAAUAUUGAUUAGUAAUAAAAAUAGGAAAUGGAAAAGAUUUAAGAGCAGAAAUUAUUGAGAUCAUAUACUAAUUUCACAGCAUCGUAAUUUAAAAGUUGA